Molecule: messenger RNA, 906 nt
Organism: Thlaspi arvense
Lineage: Eukaryota; Viridiplantae; Streptophyta; Magnoliopsida; Brassicales; Brassicaceae
Source: the annotation of a GenBank genome assembly
AUGGCGUCGUCAUCGUCACGAUCGCUGGUUUCUUCCUAUAGCUUUGAUGACAAAGACUUUGAUGACGCUGAUUUAUGGGCGGUGAUCGAUUCCGCCGCCGCUGCAGCCUGCCAGUCUAUCGGGAAAUCACCCAAACCCCUCGCGAUUAAGUAUCCUAACUUCAAAUCUCCUCCGACGCCUAUUUCUUGCCCUCCUCCACAGUCGAAGCAUCUUCAGGUCCCGAAUCAAAGCUCUAGCUUUACACGGCGGUCACACGAGGAGUCACCGCGUCCGAAGAAAAUGGCCAGAUCUGGCGUUUUGUCUGAGGUGAACAAUGAGAGUCCUAUGGCUCUUGUUACGACGGCGCACAGGAAUUCGACCCCGACCAUCCAUUCGAAUAAGUUUUCUUCGCCGGAGAGUUACUUGUCGCCUGGGAUCAGACAGUCUACGCCCUUCUCGGAGGUUUCUCCGUCAGCGAGUUGCGUUAAGAACGAUUUGGUUAAUGAGAUGCGACAUAGUUUGUCUGGGAGCUUUCCUUCUGCUACUCUGUUCAAGGAAUUCCAGAAUUCAGCCAUGGCGAUUCUAGAGAAAUCUGAUUACACGAUGAUAUCCGGGAAAGCAUUCAUUAAAAAGUCAGGCUGGAGGAAAAUAUCGUUUUACUUCAACGUGUCUUAUGAAAUAAAAGACAAGACCAUUGAGUUCGACGAAAACAGGAAUGUGCAGCGUGCUGAGUUCAUCGUCCGAGCUAUCAUGCAUGGGGGAAGAUUUGCUGAUGGAUGGGGCUCCUGUGAGCGACGUGAGAAGAAAUUUCUCAAACCAAAUCACGAUAUCCCCAGCACAGCAGAGACCAGAGCCAAAAACAGGGCUUGCCAGGAUCUUCUAGGAAUAGGUGAAUAUCGAGAAAGCUCAACUGAGUUUCCACGAUGA